Trichoderma aggressivum f. europaeum is the source of this 516-nucleotide messenger RNA. RefSeq lists its product as uncharacterized. The record is from RefSeq and is a predicted model, not a curated record. The transcript has 4 exons. Gene Ontology annotation, molecular function: cullin family protein binding. Gene Ontology annotation, cellular component: cytoplasm; nucleus. NCBI's taxonomy places the organism in Eukaryota, Fungi, Ascomycota, Sordariomycetes, Hypocreales, Hypocreaceae. The coding region runs from base 1 to 516 and encodes 171 amino acids. Gene Ontology annotation, biological process: SCF-dependent proteasomal ubiquitin-dependent protein catabolic process; mitotic cell cycle.
AUGGCGGAAGCAAAGCCUGCGUCCCAGAAGAUCUGGUUGGUCUCCAAUGACAACGCGACCAUGGAAGUUGACCGUGCCGUCGUCGAGCGAUCCAUGCUCUUGAAGAACAUGUUGGAGGAUUUGGGCGGUGCAGACGUCAGCCCCGAGAACCCCAUCCCCAUUCCCAACGUGAACGAGGCAGUGCUUCGAAAGGUUGUUGAGUGGUGCGAGCACCACCGCAAUGAUCCCGUCGCUGCUCCCGAUGAUGAGUCGGAUGCCCGCAAGAAGACCACUGACAUCGAGGAGUGGGACCAGAAGUUUAUGCAGGUUGACCAGGAAAUGCUUUUCGAGAUCAUCUUGGCUUCGAAUUUCCUUGACAUUAAGCCGCUUUUGGAUGUUGGCUGCAAGACCGUGGCGAACAUGAUCAAGGGCAAGUCCCCCGAAGAGAUCCGCAAGACUUUCAACAUCACGAACGAUUUCUCAGCCGAAGAGGAGGAACAGAUUCGUCGUGAGAACGAAUGGGCCGAGGACCGAUAA